CUUCUAGAAACUCGGCCAAGUUUAGCGGGAGGCUUGAAAAACGACAUGAGUCAAUCCCACUUGGCCGCAGUGUGAAACUUUCUCGUUUUUCAAAGUGUUGUCGUCGCCUAUAUUAGCCAAAUUUCUUUUAGAAUCCUAGUUUUGAGACUGAGAUACAAUGGCUGCCGUUCCAAGAAGUUUUAGUCUUCUAGAAGAGUUGGAGCAGGGACAGAAAGGUGUCGGUGACGGCACCAUAAGCUGGGGAUUGGAGAGCGACGAUGACAUGAGCCUCACCCACUGGACUGGGAUGAUCAUCGGGCCUCCCCGUACCCCUUAUGAGAACAGAAUGUACAGCUUGAGAAUUGAGUGUGGUCCGAAGUACCCUCAGCAGCCUCCAACAGUCAAAUUCCACACCAAAAUUAACAUGAACUGCGUCACUUCCACAGGCGCCGUUGACAGCAGAAUGGUGCCUGUGCUGUGCAAGUGGCAGAGUGACAACACAAUCAAGAACUUGCUGACUGACCUGCGUAGACUGAUGACCGCCAAGGAGAAUCUGAAGCAAGCUCAGCCACCCGAAGGUACUACCUAUUAAGCCGAUUUCGCAUUCCGUUCUUGCAUUCCAUGCCGGUCUUUUAUUUUCUACCACAACCCAGUGUUGCAGCCAUUCUCAGAACCCUUUCCCAAGUUUGUUUGUUGGUUCACUGACAGCCAUUCAACGAGUUACUCUUUUUUUAAGCUUUGGUGUGACUGUAGCUGUCACGGUAUUUGUUAACAUAACCAACUAUUAACAUGUGAUAAAGGAUUUGAAUAAAUUAAAUGCUCCAUGGCAA
Neocloeon triangulifer is the source of this 809-nucleotide messenger RNA. RefSeq names its product ubiquitin-conjugating enzyme E2 variant 2-like. The transcript is spliced from 4 exons. The record is from RefSeq and is a predicted model, not a curated record. Gene Ontology annotation, cellular component: nucleus. NCBI's taxonomy places the organism in Eukaryota, Metazoa, Arthropoda, Insecta, Ephemeroptera, Baetidae. Gene Ontology annotation, biological process: protein K63-linked ubiquitination; DNA damage tolerance. The coding region runs from base 158 to 571 and encodes 137 amino acids.